GCUUGGCAAAGGGCAUGCCUCCAAGUUCCCGUCACCUUUUGAAUGGGAUCGCGUUUUGAAUCGAGAGAUGAUCUCGCUGAGUCCGCUUCAUCUGAAGAUGAGCUUAGCCGACCAUUUUCUGAUGGCAGCGACCAGCGGCGGCGGAUGAGUAAUGACGAUCAUCGUAGCGUGCAAUCGGGCACUCCGGACCUAACAGGUGUGAUGUCUGAAGUGUCACGCCCUCCGCUCGAGCCUCCGUUCUCUCCUUCCCGCCCCAGACGUCGAUACUCGUACAACGAGGAAGACGAGACCACUGCCCUCGAUGGCGCUGAGGGUCCUAGCGCGAAGCCGGUGUCGUGGCGCUCGCUUCCGAAAAAGGGCCAGUUGGCCAUCAUCACCGUUGCCCGUCUAGCAGAGCCUCUUGCACAGACGUCGCUUCAAGCCUAUAUGUUCCACCAGGUGAAAUCCUUCGAUCCAUCGCUUCCAGACUCUACGGUUUCCACACAAGCAGGUAUCUUGCAAGGAUGCUUUACUGCUGCGCAGUUUGCUACGGGUGUGAUAUGGGGACGGCUAGCAGACACCGAAUUCUUUGGCAGGAAGCGGGUGUUGCUUAUAGGACUGUUUGGUGCCUGCUUAUCCUCUGUUGGUUUUGGUCUCUCUAAGUCCUUCGCUGCCGCUGUGGUCUUCCGAAUACUAGGCGGUGCAUUGAAUAGCAAUGCGGGAGUGAUGAGAGCGAUGAUUGCAGAGAUAAUCGAAGGGAAAGAGUAUCAGUCGCGAGCGUUUCUGCUUCUACCUAUGUGCUUUAACACUGGCAUGAUCUUGGGACCGAUACUUGGUGGGAUUCUAGCAGACCCGGUCAAGAACUACCCUGGAUUAUUUGGUCCCGGCUCCCUGAUCGGUGGCAAAGAUGGUGUCUGGUGGAUGAAGCAAUGGCCCUACGCAUUACCAAAUUUCAUCAGUGCAUUGUUCAUGUUAAUCGCACUUGUUGCAGUGUUCUUGGGACUUGAUGAAACACACGAGAUUGUCAGACAUCGUUCCGAUUGGGGUCGCUGGUUGUGGAAAAAGGUUGCAAGGCGGCCAUCUUCUUACACUUAUCGACCGCUCAACCAAACGUUCGACGAAGAAAGAGUGGACUCCAUCGACUUACAGCCCAGUGAACCAUCUCGAUCCGCACCAGCGAGUCCCACGACCAAUCGAACACCCACCAUCCGUCGCAAGCGCCCUCCGUUUCGACAAGUUUGGACCCGGAACGUUCUCCUUACCCUGCUCACCCACUUCGUGCUUCCACUACACACGAGCGCUUUCAAUGCUCUAUGUUUCCUAUUCCUGCCGGCGCCCCGCGCUCCAAACAGUCGCGAGGGUCUUUUCCUCUUCGGAGGCGGUCUAGGGAUGCCCAGCUCUCGCGUCGGCCUAGCAACCGCCAUAAUUGGAAUCAUCGGUCUGCCAUUCCAGAUACUCGUCUACCCGCGAUGGCAGUUCCGCCUCGGCACGUUGAGAGCAUUCAGGGUAUUUUUACCUUUUUCUCCUCUGGCCUACUCAUUGGCACCUUUUCUCGUCCUGUUACCAGAUCGAUCGUAUGUCAUCUGGCCUGCCCUGUCGGCUGUGAUAUUCCUGCAGGUCAUUUCGAGGACAUUUUCUAUUCCGGCGACUGUUAUCCUGGUUAAUAACUCUGUGCCUGAUCCCAGCGUCCUAGCCACGGUACAUGGUGUAGCGCAAAGUGUCGCAUGCGGUGCAAGAGCAGUAGGCCCGCUACUUGCUGGAUGGGGAUUGGGCCUGGGGUUGAAAAAUAACAUUGUGGGAGGUGUCUGGUGGGCGCUAGCUUUGAUAGCGAUACUCAAUUGGGCUCUUACUUGGACCAUAUUUGAGGGAAAUACGGAGAAAGGAAAAGGAGAUAAAACACACCAUUCUCCGUCUCAAUGAACAAUCGCAAGGGAAUGCCGUGCCGACCUGAACGUGAUCUUUUGGUUUUGGCUAUCCUGUAAAAGAAGUCUGAUUUUGUGAUCGCAUGUUUUGGUAUAUGUGAUCCACACAUAUAUCCAAUCCGGGUUAUAUGUACAUACAUACAUACAUACAUACAUACAUACAUACAUCCGCGCAUAUAUGCUAUUAAAUCCGAA
Molecule: messenger RNA, 2096 nt
Organism: Coccidioides immitis RS
Lineage: Eukaryota; Fungi; Ascomycota; Eurotiomycetes; Onygenales; Onygenaceae
Product: MFS multidrug transporter
Exons: 3
Coding region: 43-1899 (618 amino acids)
Biological process (GO): transmembrane transport
Molecular function (GO): transmembrane transporter activity
Source: RefSeq, a predicted model, not a curated record